Brassica rapa (field mustard) is the source of this 9205-nucleotide messenger RNA. Its product is annotated as type I inositol polyphosphate 5-phosphatase 8. Gene Ontology annotation, molecular function: phosphatidylinositol-3,4,5-trisphosphate 5-phosphatase activity; phosphatidylinositol-4,5-bisphosphate 5-phosphatase activity; inositol-polyphosphate 5-phosphatase activity. Lineage: Eukaryota; Viridiplantae; Streptophyta; Magnoliopsida; Brassicales; Brassicaceae. Gene Ontology annotation, biological process: phosphatidylinositol dephosphorylation. The record is from RefSeq and is a predicted model, not a curated record.
AAUAAUCACAUCCCGCGCAAGGCGCGGGUUAUUACCUAGUUACAUAUAUUAUCUGAACUGGAAUAGAUUUAUGAAACUAGCUCCAGCUGGCCAAUUAACCCGAAUUUCAGCAGCUAUAUUAGAGACAGCUUCCAACAUAUAUAUACUUGGAAUGUCUCAUAACACAUACUAAUAUUAUCUGAACUGGAAUAGAUUUAUGAAACUAGCUCCAGCUGGCAAUUAACCCGAAUCUCGACAACUAUAUUAGAGACUGCUUUCAACCAUAACCACACUCAUAGGCCAUAGCCAUCGAGAUCGAGGUCCUACCACAAUCACACAUAUUCAUUAGUAUCACUAAUUACAUAUUAAAAUGUAAAUAUAUAAAUGAAAAGGUUGUUGACGUACCGUCUGAGAAUAUUAGUAUCUGACAUCUGUUAACGAUAUACAUAUUCUAAUUUUUUCUGCAAUAUACUAGCAGAUGUCAGAUGCUAUUAUUAUAAAAAUAUGGAUUAACUGAAGUUUCCAUUAAAAUAUACUAGCAGUCAUGACACUUUUACAUUCUUCCAAGAUCAUCAUUAUCAUUGAUACAUUCUCUCUUUUAUAAAAUAUAGAUCGGGCAUGUGCAUGAUCUUUUUGGGGAACUUAGCUUUUAGAAAGUGAGCUUAGUUAGAACACUUGAUUGUACGCACUAAUCACUAAUCAUAUCAUUUCAACUCAAAUAAUUGGAUAACACUAAAGUUAUGUAGCCUUUUCUGUUUUUUUUUAUUCGCCGUUCGUAGAUUAACUAACCUACCCCACUUUUCAUUCUUCCACUCCCUAUCAAACGCUUAUUGGCUCGAUAUUUAAUUAAUUUAACAUGUUAUUCCCAAUCAUAUUUUCAUAGUAUCGAGAUUUGGUUGAUACAAGAAAAUAAAAAUAUAUAUUUGGUAAUGUCUUAAUAAAUCUUGAGUAUACCCAUAUCAGAAGUCGAGAGCAAGAAUCGUUUAAUAACCAAUUGAGUCUCACCGAAUGGCUUUUCUUAAUGAUUGAUAUCUAGUUUUUUUAAUAAUUAAUAGCAUUAGUUCAAUGAAAACUUACUAAACAGAAAAUUUAGAAUGAGAAUUGCCGCAAGUCUAGGAAUCAUUUAGAAGUGAGUGACCUAAUUUCAGAAUUGUAUUUACAAAUACGAAUGUAUGUAUCAUUUUAAAUUGGUUCCACUUCUAAUUAAGUAUUCAUUGAAGUCUAGAUAAUAUAAGCUUUGACAAAUCCUCUUAUAGCGCCUGCACAAGAGGGUUACCCACUUAAAAAAGGAAAUAACACUGAGCGGAUCUGUUAACAUUUCAUCUAGUCCUCUUUCAUAGCCUCAUAGGUAACAUUAUUCUAAGGUGAUUAAUCUUAUAUUUAUAUACCGCUUAUAAAAAUUUUGUUGGAAAAUAUAUCAAUGCGAUUGGAGUAUGUGUGAUUACAUUAUAACCAUGGAGUUAAUUAUUUCAUAAUCUAAGCAAAAGCGGACAAUCGAUGUUUAAUGCACUGUGUUUGUGUUUUAUUUAUGGGGUUACAUAUUUUGUUGUAACUCUGAUCUAAAAUUUUGUUUAAAAUUCAGGAAUAGAUGACACCUAGUAAAAGUUCGUGAUCACGACUCAGUAUCUUCCUUAAGUUGUAAACUUGAGUAAUCGCCAACUAAGCAUGCAAUAUUUGUUUUUUUUAAUAAAUUUUACUUGUUUUGAUCCCUUUUCUAUUGUUGUACACCCACUUGUUUAAUUACCUAAUGGCUAGAAAUAUGUAAGAAUUUAACAUUUCUUACUUGUACUCGAAACAUUUUUAUCAAUUAAUGACAGAUAAUCUACGAUUGCAAACAUAAUACUUUAUUAUCAGUACAUAAUACAAUGACCGAUGCUUUUGGAUUAUAAGAAAAUGUGAAUCUAUUAAUUGCAAUUCUUAAGUUGUAAGUGCAAAAUUCACCACUAUAGUUUAAUAAAAGGUUCUUUUUUUAUUAAUCAGGAGUUGAUAUGGGUCUUUGGCUCCCCUAGGCUGGAUGUAGCAUGUGGCGAUACCAAGACAUGGUGUAAAUCCUCCUCCCAACCGGAAUCAAAUUACGAGCAUACUAAAACCGGUCCCAAACGCUAAACCAAUAUUCCAAUGCACCGUUGGUAUGAACAACUACAUUUUUUUUGUUCUCAACAAUUUAAUUUCUAAACUAAUAUAAAGUCAAUUAUAUAGAUGUACACAUAAAUAACUAUUUAAUCAGUUUACAGAGAUAAUCCUUUAGCUUAACAUUUACUGAUUAAAAAUAAUCUUUUUCUAAUAAAUCAUAGGGCAAUAUUAGGCUAAUGGAUUAUCAAUGUAAUAUAAAAUGCAACGUCAUUAGUAAGUUCACGAUAAUCCCUUAGCCUAAGCUUUACUGAAAAAAGUUUUAAAAUCAGAUCUUAAUUACCUGAUAUAACUUGUGAUGUCAUUUACUUUUUAAGCCAACAUAUAGCAUACUAUAUACACUUUAAUUUUAAGAAACAAACUUUUUUAUCAAUAUAUACAUAUAUAUAUAUAUAUAUAUAUAUAUAUAUAUAUAUAUAUAUAUAUAUCCUAAUAUUUACCUCGAAGAGGUAUAGUGAUAAGUAAACUAAUACACUUUUUAAGGUCUCGGGUCUCAUUAUCAUAUAUAUUUCCUUAUUUUAAUCUUACGCAUGGAGGCAUUGCAUUAUUGAUCAGCCCUCGUAUGAAAAAGAAAUGUAUGUCUAUAAGUAGAGACAGAUAUAAUAACUAUAUUCUAAGAAUCGAAAUUUGGAUAAUGUGACGUAUAGAAUUUCAAGAAGUUUAAGAUGAUUAAACCUUACGUGUCGUUUGUGAGCCUAAAAUCCGACUUGCAUGUUAGGUCGCCCGCAAUUUUUCAACAAGUUACGUAGACCCGUAGAAAUAAGCCAGAGUUGCAAAAGGUUAAAUCUUAAUAGUUAUUUAACAAAAGGGAGAAAUAUAUAAGCGAUAAAAAUUAUACACAUUGGAAGCUUCUGCAAUUAGUCAAACAUCUAAAGCUCCGAAAGAACAAAAUUGAUUAAUAAGUUAAUUAGCAUUAGAGGAGAGGUUAAUAGUUGUUAAUACAUUGGGAGACAUGAAUCUUCAUCUCUCCUUUUAAAUGGAUCGAUAAGAUCAUAUCGACGGUGAAAAAGACAUGAGAUCAAUAGAUGCGAGAAUUUAACCUACCUGAUCUAUAAAUCUUGCGUUAAUAUUCGGACCGUAGAUAAAUCAGGACGUGUCGUCUGAGAUUAUGUGAUUAGUUGAUCAUAGUUAUAUUUAAAUGAUGGUUUGUGGGAUUCUGAUUUGUACUCGAGACUUUAAUAAUCAAGGAGUUGGAACACAUGUCCGAAUACGAAGCACGAUGACGAUUCGUAGGUUUUUUUGUGGGUUAGUCAAAAAGGGGCCGGGCCAUCAAAUUUUUUUAAAUUUAUGAGGUUCAUUUUUUAUUACCAUACACACACACAUAUAUAUAUAUAUAUAUAUAUAUAUAUAUAUUGUUGUGGUUUUAAUAAAAAAAGCUAACAAUCAAAUGUUUUAAACGUUCAAGCAAUUUAUAUGAAUCUUUUGUUCUUAAUAGUGCAGAAGGAUACAUAUUAACUUUAAUAUUCACGAAAGACAAUCAAUGUAUGUUAGGACUUGGGAAGGAUGUAGAGAUAAACAAUUGGCUUAGACAGAUAAAAACUUAAGAUUGCUGCUCUUACAUGUUUGAAGUAUGAUAUAACUUUUUUUGUUAUAACACACCGAAACCAUUUCCUCUGAUAUCUUAACUAUUUUCAUUUAAACACAUUAAAGUUCCAAAUGAAUACUUUACUACUGUACCUCUUAACCUUUAGUCAUUUAUGUCAGUAAAUAUGUGAAAAUGUAUGACUGGUAAGGUAAAAGAAAAGUUGUAUAGCAAAAGUGGUUAUAUAUUUAUUUUUAUGGGAAAAUGGCAAGUACUUCGAAGCAUUUUUUGGGGUGCAACAGCAUGUGUGAAGCUGAAAGCAGCAUGGUACACGUUUUCAGAAAAACUUAACUGAUUUGACCAAGACAUUUGUACUGUGUGGGUCAACAGUGCCAAUUGCUGUUUAAUUUGAACUAAUUUUUUUUUUUUUUUUGUAACUGGGUUUGAACUAAUUUCUACCACGUCAGAAAAAGCUUUUCGUUUGUUUUUGAGGAAAAACUCAAAAAGUGUGUAAGAUAUAUAUUCACAAAUUAAAGCAAUUCAGUUUUCUAAAUAAAGAUCUGCUGAAAAUAUUAUUUUUGAUAUUUAUUUUCAUUUUAUUGGUCUCUAUUUUUGGAGGGAAUAAUAUGUCGACUAAUAAUAGUUGACCUCACUUGUAGUUAUUUUUAAGAUGAUAAUAUAUAUAAUUUGUUUUUUUCACCUAUAUAUAUAUAAUUUAAAUCAUAUUUAGAACACCUUUAUAUUAUUCUUCAAAACUAAAUGUGAAAAUAAUAAAAUUGCUAUUUUGAGAGAAAAUAUAAAAAAAAUAUUGUACUUUUAUAAAGUGGUGUAUUUAAUCUAGAAUUUGAAAUCAUCUGAAUUCUAAUGAGCUUUUAUCAAACCAAAUUUUACGUUUACCACUUUCAUGGUACCAAUUUUUAUUUUUAUCACCAUUAAAAAGAUAUUUUCAAAAAUACAUUAUUCAUUAAAUUGCAAAAGAUUUUUAUACUCUUGAUAUCUAUAUAUAAUAAAUCAUUAUUUAAAUAAAAAAUAAAAAGAAAUAUAAUUUUUUUAUGUUUUUGAAUUAUACUUUUUCAAAUGCAAACUUUUUUGAAUUUUGUUUUUCGAAAUUUUUUUUUAAAAAUUAUUUUUGAAAAUUGAAAAUUAUGUUUGAAACUAUUUUUUUAAUUUUUUAUAUGUUUUAAGUAAUUAUUUAUAUAUUUAUAAGUAUUUAUUUAUAUAUUUAUAAGAAUCUUAAAUUUUAUAUUUCAAAAACUCUACUUCACCUCUCAACUCUAAACCCUAAGUAUAUAUUAGUUGUAAAAGCAUUGUAGUCUACUGGUUAAGGUUUAAAGCUUCUACACCCACAUCUGGGGGUUCGAAUCCCAGACUAUGCAAUUUCUUGUAGAUUACAGGAAAUCAAGGUUUCAAGUCCCGAAGAGAGCGAUUUAUUAAACAAUUAUGCAGACUACGGAAAAAAAACUUACAAGGGAUCUUCAAUAUGGUGCAAGUAAAAAUCUGAUCAGACGUGGAUCUUCAUAAAGGGCUCAAGUAAUGCAGUUAAGCAUAGGUCCUCAUAAGGUAGGUAGUAUAUCGUUUGUCGGAUCGUCUAUGUAAUUUUUCUCAUAUCAUAAUUGUAAUAACAUAAUAAAUUGGCGUUAAAAAAAUUUUAGAUUAGUUAACCUUAGGGGUAUAAGUGUAUUUUACCCCUCAUUAAAAAUGAAGGUAAAAGUGAUUUGUGUAAACAUGAAAAAUGGUAUUAUGAAUGUGAUAUUUGUGGCAAUUUUCUUAUAGAAUUUCACCUAAAUAUGAUAAUUAUUUUUCAAAAGUAAAUGAGAAUUUCUUUUCAAAAGUAAAUGAGAAUUUCUAUAAUAAAAUUUCUAAUUUUGAGAAAAAAUAUAAAAAUAUUAUUGUAGUUUUAUAAAGCGGUAUAUUGUAAUUUAGAAUUUGAAAUCAUUCGAAUUAUAAUGAGUUUUUAUCAAACCACUAUCGAAUUGCACCUAAAUAUGAUAUUUAGAAUUUUUUUUUCUUUAACAAGGAUUUUUAAACUAGGAAACCUUACUUAAACAUUUUAAAAUCACUUGAAAACUUCACAAACUUGAAAUUUAAAAUAUUUCAAUAGAAAAUAUUUUACAAAAUGAGAAUUUAAAUUACAAAUGAAAUUAAGUAAAUUUUAAAAUUUAUAUUUGAAAAUAGUAAAUUUAUUAAUUUAAUAUAAAUUACUUCAAGCUCUCCGUUGAAUACACUGCCUUAGUUUUUCUAUUUUAUAUAGACAAAUAUAAUAUUAUUUGUUUCCAUUUUCACAUAAACUUAAUUGUUUCUUUUAAUCUUUUCUUUCUAAACCUGAACUAUAUAAUCAAUAGAUCGUGGUAGUUACAAAAUUUUUACUUUUUAACACACUUUCUUAGAUCUCCCAAAACCAAGAAUAUAUAUGAGUUUCCGAAUCCUAUAUAAAAUUGCCUAAGCUAGCUAAUGUAAUAAAAUCCAUAUUUGGACUAAUAUAAUCAGUGAAAUGUUCUUCUUUUUUUUUGAACAAAAUCAGCGAAAUCUUCUUAACUUUCUAUAUCAUACAAGAGAAUUUCAAUAUUAGAAAUAAAAAUAAAAUGCAUAAGUUUCUUUUCUCCGAACCUGCUAAUUAACACGAUUACCAUAACUUUCUUUCUAAUCUUCCAUCCUCGUAAUUUUAUAACAUUGCUUAGGUAAUGUAAAGUAUCAUUUAAUAAUAAAAUAUCACACAUUAAAUAUUGACUAUAUUGGUCCAAUCAGUCCACCUCACACAUAACACAACUUUUAUAAAUUCCAUUUACAAGCCGGCCAUUAGCAUUCGUUCUAGAACGUAGCCGUAAGUGCACAACAUCUCUCUUUCAUCCUUCACAACUUUCUAGCUCCCACAAAUCUCUGGCAAAAGAUAAAACACACCCAAGUUUAAACUGGAACUUGUCCAUAUAGCUGAUUAAUUAUCAUGUAAGUAUACCUUUAUCUUAAAGCUUACAAUUAUCACUGGUGCUUGUAACUCAUGUAGUUUGAGAUCUUGUUCGUUGACGAAGACAAAACUGUUUAUUGUCUGAACUCACCAAUGUUGUCGCUUGUCUUUUCAGCGAGCUUUCGUCUUCUUUACUUUGAUUUUUCUUCUUUAUGAAAGCUCUGUUUCCUUAUUUUCUCCUUCAACACCAUACCACAUAAAUAUUUAGCUUUUUAACAACUAUUUUUCAUUGAGUUCAUUCUAAACUAUUAAAUCCGUCUCGUUAUUGCAAAGAUGGGUUCUUCAAACUCUACAUAGGUACCAUACACUCUGUUCUUUCUCUUUUUCUAACGAAGAAGCUUAUAAACCAAAAGCUUUUCCCAUGGAAAAGAAAUAACUUGGCUUCUUCCAUUUCAUGACAUGUGUUAUUAUUACAACGUGCUUUUAUAUAAUUAUCCUUAAUAAAGACUAUAAUUGAUUGUUUUUUCUAGUUAUAUUUAAUCUAUCUGUCUCAGAUUCUCCUGCAACUAGUUUUUUUCUAUAUCCCGUUGAAUUUCCGUGCUACUAGUAUUAUUUUUGAGUUCAAAUUUGGUAUGCGUUUUCUUAUUUUAUGUUAUAGUUUCUGUCUUUCUUGAUCUUUGAUUGGACCCAAAUUGCUCACAAAUAUUAUGUUAUUGUUUCGUUAUUAUUUUUAGAUUUAUCUUACGCGUACUAAUACCUUGCUUACCUUUUAAUCACCAGAUCCUCAUCCUAUAUCAUCUUCAAAUUGUGGUUCUUGACUUUUUACAAAAACGGUGGCGAGAAAAAUACAUAACUAUGGGGAAGAUCUUGAAAUCUAAGUCUUCUUGGCCGGGAACCGUUGUUAGGAAGUGGCUAAACUUACGUAGCAACGCUUACGAAUUUCACUCCGAUUACCCAGUCAAAGGGAAGAUGGAGCCGACUCAGCCGAGGAGGAAAAGUUGCUCCGACGGUGAUUACUACAAGAUCGUGCCGGAAAGGUUUCCAGGUUGGCUGGGCCAAGAAAAUGGGGAUUUCAAACAAUCAACGGAUGAAGAUCAUAUGACACGUGCUGAUGAUCUCAAAAUGUUCGUCGGGACAUGGAACGUGGGAGGGAAGUCACCACAUGAUGGAUUAGAGUUGAAAGAUUGGCUUAAAUCUUCCACCGAUGCCGAUAUUUACGUGCUAGGGUUUCAAGAAAUCGUGCCGCUAAAUGCUGGUAACGUACUUGGAGCAGAGGACAACGGCCCCGCGACUAAGUGGUUGUCUCUUAUCCGAGAAGCCUUGAACAACAACGACUUAUCACAAAAUGAUCUCGAACUUUCUAAAAAUCACAGAACCUCCUUCGAACUUACAAAAUCAUCACAACCUUCCCGUCGCAGCAUCUCUAAUUUCCCCGAUGAUAACCCAGUUGCAUGCAAUUCGACCCUUGAUCGAGGUUACUCCCUUGCAGCCAGUAAACAGAUGGUGGGGAUCUUUUUGUGUGUGUGGGUAAGAGAUGAUCUCCAGAAACGUAUUACAAACCUCAAGGUGUCAAGCGUUGGUCGUGGCAUCAUGGGAUAUCUUGGAAACAAGGGCUCGAUAUCGAUUAGCAUGUCGUUGCAUGAGACGAGUUUAUGCUUUGUUUGUACGCAUCUUACGUCCGGAGAAAGAGAAGGCGACGAGGUCAGAAGGAACUUAGAUGUAACCGAGAUAUUAAAGAGGACAAGAUUUUCGCGUUCUUCUAAAGAUUCUCAUCAACCCGAAAUGAUAAUGGACCAUGAUAAAGUUAUAUGGCUUGGAGAUUUGAAUUAUCGGUUAAGAGCCAGCAGCGACGUACAUGACCACCUUAAGAAUCAUGAUUGGGAGGCACUUCUACAGAAAGACCAGCUAAAGAUAGAACAAAAAGCUGGUAGAGUUUUUCAGGGAUGGGAAGAAGGGAAGAUUUAUUUCGCACCAACAUAUAAAUAUCACAUAAAUUCAGAUAAUUAUGUCGCCCAAACCGAAAAAUCAAAAGAAAAGCGUAGAACACCAGCUUGGUGUGACCGAAUAUUGUGGAAAGGUGACGGGAUGAAACAGAUUUGGUAUACGAGAGGAGAGUCGAGAUUCUCGGACCACAGACCGGUUCAAUCUCUAUUUUCGGUUUACAUUGAUUCAACUCAGAAUCAACCAAACCGGAAAAGUAAACCGAACAACCAAAACCAUCGUCCCAACCCGGUGUUGCCUUACACAUGCCACGGGAAAGUCCAGGCUGAAGAGAUCUUGUUGCUCACACGAGCACAAAGUUGUAUAGACACACAACCUAGACUUAUAUCGUCUGCUUCCUGAUUUAUUAGUUACUUUUUGGAUGUUUUCAUGUUGGCAAAGAAGAGAUGACACAUGGAUUCCUAGGAUUGGACAAUGGAGCUUUCAUAUUGGCAAAAGCAGGAUUGUUAAAUAUUUUUUUUAAUACUGGGUUAACUUUGUUUUCUUGGUUCCCUAUAUUAGCUAAAAUUUGGAAGAAAUGAUAGUUUUUUGUUUUUGGAAUUGUGGAGUUUGAGUUGUUGACUUUGUUUAUAAUGUAAAGAAAAAGCUUGUUGUUUAUAAAAAGUAAAUUUAAAAAUUUGCUUUUGUUCACUUUUUAUACUUCUGUUAGUAAGUACACAAUUUGCCCUAAA